Molecule: messenger RNA, 1188 nt
Organism: Ilyonectria robusta
Lineage: Eukaryota; Fungi; Ascomycota; Sordariomycetes; Hypocreales; Nectriaceae
Exons: 4
Coding region: 1-1188 (395 amino acids)
Source: RefSeq, a predicted model, not a curated record
AUGUCUUUUACGACGGAAGCCUUUACGUUGCUAGGCGUCGGCAUCGCCUUCAUCAUCCUGCGAUGGAUAGUGCGGAUCAACGCCGUUGGGUUUCGCGGCCUGCAGGCAGAUGACUUCCUGAUGGUAUUAGUAGUGCUCUCGUACAGUAUUGAGACAAUACAAGGUUACAACGUCGGUGCUCUCGCCCACGGAUUAGCUAAUAAUACCAUGUCCGAUGUGGAAAGAACAUUGCUCGAUCCCAAUAGUGAUGAAUACCGAUGGAGGGUGGAAGGAUCAAAAACCCAGGUAAGGAGCUGGUCAGCCUACGCGUGUGUCCUGUGGUGCCUCAAAGCGGCGAUGUGUACUGUGUAUAUGAGGCUCACAGACGGACUGGAUGGCUACCGAACGCGUAUUUAUGUCGGGUAUUUCCUGAUUUUCAUCACUUGGGUUACCGUGAUAUGUUGCAUUCUAUUUGCGUGUCGGCCAUUUGAGAAGAAUUGGCAGAUCAAUCCCAACCCAGGCAAUGUUUGCCAACCGGCAGUUUCCAAGGUUAAUUUAUUCACCAUGGUAACGCUUAAUGGUGGGACCGAUCUAUACCUGCUCAUUAUUCCGAUGCCGAUGCUGUGGGCUGCACGGAUGCCUCUUCGUAGGAAGCUGGCUCUGACUGCAGUCUUCUCGGGUGGCAUUUUUGUGACCAUGGCUGGUGUCUGGCGAUGCGUUCUUAUUUUGAAGCAUCCAAUCCGAGGCGCUGAGGAAUCAGGCAGCUGGGCGUGUCGAGAAUCAUUUGUUGCCAUCAUAACAACCAACUUUCCCAUUGUAUUUCCUCCACUGCAGCGAAUGAUUUUGAACACCUGGGAGGCAUACUCUCCAAAACGCAGUGGAGUUCAUCAACCUGAUCCUGUUCGCCUCGAGGAUCACCCUCCAUCGGAUAACGGGUACCUGCGAAGAAGAACAGACACGAUACUGAAAACACUGUCAUCAUGCCCUGUUAGGAGAGACAGCGUAUUUGAUGGAAGCACUGAUAACCUCAAUCAGCAACAUAGGAUUCGAAGGGACAUCGAGGUGCGGAUAUUUCAGGAAAUCAGACUCGACGACGAGACUGAACGGAGACUUGGAACGAGCCUGGGGCCAAAUUUGCCCGAGAAUGCGAGCUCGGAACUUGACCUAUCAAGGUCUAGGGAGCAGACACAGUACUAUUGGAUUAAGUAA